AUGGAAGGGAAGAAUCCAGUGAGGUUUACGUUAGGAAAGCAAUCGUCGCUCGCACCAGAUAGAGACCGAGAAGAAUCUGAUCUUGAUAUGGAAGGAAUUGAGCCAGGAGUGAGGCUAAUGUAUUUAGCUAAUGAAGGAAAUUUGGAAGGGAUAAAAGAGUUGUUGAAUUCUGGUGUUGAUGUUAAUUUUCGCGAUAUUGAUGACCGUACUGCUCUUCAUAUUGCUGCUUGUCAAGGCCAUACUCAAGUGGUCGCGCUUUUGCUCGAUAACCGGGCCGAAAUUGACCCCAAAGAUCGUUGGGGUAGCACUCCUCUUGCAGAUGCUAUAUAUUACAAACACCAUGAUGUGAUUAAACUUUUGGAGAAGCAUGGUGCAAAGCCUCUGAUGACUCCUAUGCACGUUAAGCAUGAACGUGAGGUCCCGGAAUAUGAAAUCAAUCCUGACGAACUGGAUUUUACUAACAGUGUGGAAUUAACUAAGGGAACCUUUUGCAUAGCAUCAUGGCGAGGAAUUCAGGUUGCUGUUAAAAAGCUUGGUGAGGAAGUGCUUUCAGACGAAGAUAAAGUGAGAGCAUUCAGAGAUGAACUUGCAUUGCUUCAGAAAAUACGGCAUCCAAAUGUGGUCCAGUUUCUGGGUGCUGUUACUCAAAGUAGUCCAAUGAUGAUUGUGACAGAAUAUUUACCUAAGGGAGAUCUUUGUGCGUUCUUGAAAAGAAAAGGAGCAUUAAAACCAAUAGCAGCAGUGAGACUUGCACUUGAUAUUGCAAGGGGAAUGAAUUACUUGCAUGAGAAUAAGCCAGCACCAAUAAUUCACCGUGAUCUUGAGCCUUCGUAUGUUUCUUGUUCAACUUAUACUGCACCUUUUUAUGUUGCUUAUGAGCAAGAUAACAGAAAUAUAUUGCGGGAUGAUUCUGGGCAUCUGAAAGUCGCAGACUUCGGAAUUAGCAAGUUGCUUACAGUUAAAGAAGACAAACCUCUAAAUAGUCAAGAAAGUUCCUGGCGGUAUGUGGCUCCAGAGGUUAUCAAAAAUGAAGAAUAUGACACUAAAGUGGAUGUUUUUUCCUUCGCAUUAAUUCUACAGGAGAUGAUUGAAGGCUGCCCACCAUUUUCUGCUAAGCAAGAACAUGAGGUUCGUACAGCCUAUGCGGCAAAAGAGCGUCCGCCUUUUAGAGCUCCAGCAAAGUCUUAUGCACAUGGACUUAAAGAGUUGAUUGAGGAGUGCUGGCAUGAGAAUCCAGCUAAGCGACCGACUUUCAGACAAAUACUAACAAGACUGGAUGCCAUUCAUAGCAGCAUUGGUCAUAAGAGGCGUUGGAAGGUUAGACCACUGAAAUGCUUUCAGAAUCUGGAGGCAAUGUUGAAGAAAGAUCGUAGUCUAAGCAGCCACAGUUCACGUUCUGCCAGCAGUAUAUGA
Molecule: messenger RNA, 1413 nt
Organism: Dovyalis caffra
Lineage: Eukaryota; Viridiplantae; Streptophyta; Magnoliopsida; Malpighiales; Salicaceae
Source: the annotation of a GenBank genome assembly